Epinephelus lanceolatus (giant grouper) is the source of this 1486-nucleotide messenger RNA. RefSeq names its product Kruppel like factor 1 (erythroid) (gene klf1). Gene Ontology annotation, molecular function: RNA polymerase II cis-regulatory region sequence-specific DNA binding; DNA-binding transcription factor activity, RNA polymerase II-specific. The record is from RefSeq and is a predicted model, not a curated record. NCBI's taxonomy places the organism in Eukaryota, Metazoa, Chordata, Actinopteri, Perciformes, Serranidae. Gene Ontology annotation, biological process: regulation of transcription by RNA polymerase II.
GAUAGACAAGAGAGAGGAGCGAGAGAUAGCAGGGGAGGAAUGGAGUAAAGAAGGCAGCUCUGAGAACCUGUUUCUGCGGCCUAUUAGCACUGAGCAGACUGUAACUGGGAUGAGCGGCCUGGUGAGCUGAGGUUUGACUUUCUGUUAGCUGGGCUGAAGACGGUCACAUAGAGAAUAACUAAAUAAAUAAUAUUAAGAGACAGAGCAACUUCCCUGCUGUUGCUACCACUGACAAUCGGUGUCGUAUCAAAGUACUUGAUGGCUGUUACACAGGCUGUGCUCCCUUCCUUCAGCUCCUUCUCUAACCUCGCUCAAUCCACUGACAAUAUGAAAGUGUGGAAGUCUGAGGGUGACUCUCUCCCUCCGGACUCUCUCAGCAACAAACUGUCACCAAACAGCUCUGAGCAGCUGCAGGUCUCUCAACAAAUGACAGAGGAGCUCCUGGAUGAUGACAGCCAGGCAUCUUGGGACAUUGAGUUCCUGCUGUCUGAAUGGAGCAACCCGUCACCUGACCUCAACCCCUCUCUGGACAACAAUGAUCAACGGCUGCCACAGUUAGACCCAAACACAGCGUACCAAGAGGCGGCCACGUUUAAGGACCGACCAGGACAGGAGCAUCUGCAGAUGAACACUAGUUGCCUCAUGGCUGAACUCCUGUCCCCGGCUGAAACCAUCACCACCACGUCAGUCCAGCCAGUGCUGUACCACCAGGGUUAUAAUGAUGACCAAACAGGUCGGACUUCGUUUCACAGUCAACCUAAUGUAGAUCAGUAUGUCCUUCCUCAAGGAGGCAGUGUGGAGAGGCACGGCAGAGGAAACCUCACUAAAGUCUCGUCAUGGGACUUUAACCCUUACUAUCCCCAGCAACACCCCUCUAUGGUGACCUUCCCCGACAGCAGGUUCAUACCAACUCAGGCUGUGACCCCUGACCCUCAACACUACAGCUACAUUCCACAUUUUAACCACAAUGCCAACCUUUACUGUGACUACACCCUCGGCCAGGCCACCAGUCAUCUUCCCCUCCACCAGCAGCCUCUGCUGGUCGGACCACAGCUGCCCCCUGUUGGGGUGGAGGGAAAGCGUGGUCGAAGGGCUACAGGGAAAAAGAGGCCCGCCAUCCACAGCUGUGAAUACCCGGGCUGCACCAAGACCUACACCAAGAGCUCACACCUAAAGGCUCACCUCCGCACCCACACAGGGGAAAAGCCUUACCACUGUUCAUGGGAAGGCUGCAGCUGGAAAUUUGCGCGCUCCGACGAGCUGACGCGUCACUACCGCAAGCACACUGGCCAGAAACCCUACGAGUGCCUGCUGUGUCAGAGGGCCUUCUCCCGCUCCGACCACCUGGCUCUGCACAUGAAGAGACACAACUGAUGCUCUCACUCACUCUCUCUCUCUCUCUCUCUCUCUCUCUCUCUCUCUCUCUCACACUCACUCACUCACUCACUCACUCACUCACUCACUCACUCACUCACUCACUCACUCA